This is a messenger RNA of Caenorhabditis angaria, 1463 nucleotides long. NCBI's taxonomy places the organism in Eukaryota, Metazoa, Nematoda, Chromadorea, Rhabditida, Rhabditidae. The record is from the annotation of a GenBank genome assembly.
AUGGUCGAAUUUAUUGACAAUAAAACCAAAUUUGAGGCUUCAUUGGAUCUUGUUCACAAUACAAAAAUUUGGUAAGUUUGAGAAAAACAUUUGAAAAUGUGAAAAGGAAUUAUACAUUUUAUUUUAGGAUAGAGUAUAUUUUGGAUGAAAAUGGCGAAAAGUUGAAGAGAGGAAGAAGCGGACAGAACAAAGAAGAAAUUGAGGAGAUUAUCGAUUCUUCACGGAAUCAAGCUUUUGCAGUCCGUGAAGAAAAUGAAAACGGAUCACAUGUUGCAUUCCUACUUUGGGUGAGUAUUUCCAAAAAUGCAAUUUUUUUCAACUCGGUUUUUCCAGUUCCCAGAUAAAAAUGAUUAUGAAAAAAACAACAAUUUUCAUGAAAUUUUUGUGAACAUUGCACAUUUUUACCAAAUCCCAAUCGAAAUGUUUGCAAACGUAUUGUCAAAUCAAUCAACAUCUAGCGCAGUUCAAAACGUACGUUUGAAAGAUCCAAAUAUUAAAUUAGAGCGUAAAAACACAUCUGAAAAACCAAAGACGUGUCCGAAUUUUUUCAAAAAAAAAAAACUAGGAAUUUUCCAAAAUCGAUAUUUUUUCAUCUAACAAUUGUAUCCGGCGAAUUUCAGUAUUUUUUCCAAGAAUAGAAAAUACUUGUUUCUUAUUGAUUGAUUUUUACAGAUUUCAUCAAUCAUAUUAUCCGACAUUUCACAAAAUCAAUUAUUGUCAAAUGAUGAAAAAUCGAUUAUUAAUUCAUCAACGGAAACGUACCACGCCCAGCUUCGUGCUUCGUUUUUAUUCGCGCCGUGCAUAUGCCUCACCCUGGGCGUGGUAUGAACGGAAAAAGAAAAUUCGCUUUUCAAAUUUUUAUUCCAACCGAACAAGUCGGUUCAAUCGAUGGCUUUGAAUUCGAACAGAAAAUGUGACGACUUGGACGUUUUGAGAAAUCUGUGUAAAGAUAACAAUGUCGAUAUGAAGACCAAAGUGAGUUUUGAAAUUAUUGAUUGCGAUAUCGAUAAAAAAGAAACAUUUCAGAUCCGAAUCAUCGAAAAGCUUAAGAGACAAAAUGUCGAAAUUCAAGGAAAAAUUACGAGGAAGAAAUUGGAAGAGAAAUUGGGCAAAACAUUGCUAAAAGUGAGUAUUUCAAAAUUAAGGAUUUUCCUGGAUCUAUCGAUUGUUAUAGAAUCUCAAUCACGAUUUAUGGCGAUUAUGCCAAGAUUCUGAUAUUAAAAAAUUAAUGAUAGAUGUCUCAUCAACACACACAAUUUCUGUAAAUUUGCUCAAAAGAUUAGCCCCUAUGAUGAAAUCCAAAAAGACGGAUUGUAUGAAAUAUUUGAAGAUGAUUAAAACUGCAACAAGCACUUCGAUUGUGAAAGUAAGUUGAAUUAAGUGCACAAUUUGAAUUUUAAUAACAAUCUAUUUUUCAGAAAUUAAGAUAUGAAAAGAGAAAAACGACGAAGAAGAAGAAGUGA